GACUUAAUUUUUUGUAGGAUUGUGGCAGUUCCUCCAUUCCCUGGAUUGUGCAGAUUUCCCCAAGGAUGUCACUUCAAACAGUGGACAGGUGGCAACUCAAAAGCACUUAUGAAGGUUUACUUACCUGUGAUUGAAGGCUAUGUCCCAGUUGAUGUUGUG
Molecule: messenger RNA, 159 nt
Organism: Suillus subaureus
Lineage: Eukaryota; Fungi; Basidiomycota; Agaricomycetes; Boletales; Suillaceae
Exons: 2
Source: RefSeq, a predicted model, not a curated record